UCGAGACAACCCCAGAGAGCACCUUUUCCAUGUGAUCACAGAGGACCUGGAGGAAGGAGAUGCAGACACUUACUGGUGCGGGGUGGACAGGGCCACAAGUGUCCCCCAGGCCCCGGUGGCCGUGACUAUUUUUCCAGGGCUUCAAAUUAGGAAGUGUCUAGAAGAAGAAAAAGGAAGUAAAUGAGAGAGAAACACAAAGGAAACUUGAACAAGUAGAAGGUGGAUGCCCUAGGCUCUGUCAUAAACACCUGGAUUCCAGCUGGGACUUGGAUUUGCUGGGGACACUAGCCAGAGAGACGGGACCAUGUGGCUGUCCCCAGCUCUGCUCCUUCUCUGCCUCUCAGGCUCUUUGUCCCUGACGGGCCCCAGCUCUGUGACAGGCACCUUGGGUGGCUCUCUGAGUGUGCAGUGUCAGUAUGAGGAAGAGUACCAGAGUUAUAAAAAAUACUGGUGCCGAGGGCAGAAUGAGGGCACAUGUGACAAUAUUGUGGAGACCCAGGGAGAAGUGAAAGAAAAGAAUGGUCGCGUGUCUAUCAGAGACCAUGCUGAUCGCCUCACCUUCAUCGUGACCAUGGAGAACCUCACUGCAGACGAUGCUGGAUCCUACUGGUGUAGAGUUCGGAAAACAUGGUACCUGGGCUUCUGGUCAUCUGGCACUUCAGUCCAGGUUAAGGUGUCUGUUUCCCCAGCACCAAGUAAAACCGCAGAGGAGACCACAUGUCAAGCUGCAUCUGACAUCUUUCCGGGGCUGAGUACCAAGCAGAACUUCAGUGCUGAGGAAGUGUUGAUCCACUGCUCGGGGUCCUCGUUCAGCAGCGUCCACUUGCUACUCCUGGUCUUCCUGAAGCUGCCCCUGUUCUUGACAUUGGUGGGUGCUGUCCUCUGGGUGAACAGGCCUCUGAAGGGCCCUGGAGGAAGUCAGCCUGACAAAGAGAAGCCAUCACGUAGUGCACCGUCCCCAGGAAAGCCUUGUCCAGGAAUACAGCCCUUCAGACCAGAUAGAAGAGACCUUCAGACUCUGGACUCCAGGGCAGGGGGGCAGCAGUCCCUGGAUUCUGGAGGCACCUAAGUCUUCUGGAGAUAUUGUUCCUGUGUCUCAAGGGAGAAUCCUGGGUCUUGGAUGACACUUGCUGCAAGUGCUCAGGUGCAGGAAGGAUGAGUCUCCUGGGCCAGUGUUUGGGGUCCUCCUCUCUCUAUCCCAGAUCCCUUGGCCCCUUGCUUUUAUGCCUACCUCUCAAGGGCAAGAAUUCUCUAGAGGUUACUGGAAAGUCCAGCCCUUUACUCUUUUCAUUGCCACAAAAGCUCCUCAGCUCAGUGUCUCCCAGGGUAAUAACCACCUCCUCCCCGUAGCCAGGAGGCUCCCUGAGGACUUACCCCUCAUAGUCUCAGUCUUUGGGCUCAACAGGGCUUCAACCUCACUUGUGUCCCUGUGAUCAGGGAAUGUACGCUGUGCUCAAACAUCUCUGCCUGGGCCGGCCAUCACUGAAGAGCUUUCGGUUAAAGCCCUGGAGCUGGUUGGAGCUGCAGUGGGUGCCCCCAAUAUCACUCCCAGAAUUCUCCACCCUGGUGGGCCUCCUGCACACAGGGCUGGUGGACAGUCCACUGUAGCAGAAGUGUGGCUGAAGCCACCUGUCAACAGUUGGUGCUUUCAAUAGGAGAAGCAGACAGUUUUCUAAAGACAAGGACACAGAGGUGAGGAGUACCUCCCCACAUCAGGUUGACAUGAUGCCACAGCCACCACGGGGCACACCAGC
Messenger RNA from Acinonyx jubatus (cheetah), 1754 nucleotides. It is a transcript of the gene CD300E, whose product is annotated as CD300e molecule. The transcript has 5 exons. Bases 305 to 1069 code for a protein of 254 amino acids. Gene Ontology annotation, molecular function: transmembrane signaling receptor activity. NCBI's taxonomy places the organism in Eukaryota, Metazoa, Chordata, Mammalia, Carnivora, Felidae. The record is from RefSeq and is a predicted model, not a curated record. Gene Ontology annotation, cellular component: plasma membrane.